CAUCGUGGUGAUGAAACGCUCGGUGGCAACUUGGUUCGCCACAUAUACAUCUGAAUCCUCGGUACCAAUACCAAUCCUCACGGUCUCCGCCGCCGCCGCCGCCACCGCAGCAGUCAUGCCUCCGCCGUCACUGCUGCGCCCUCCGCUCUCGCUGCUCCUCCGCCGCUCCCAGACCCCAUCCCCUCUCCGACGAAUCCCCAGCUUCACCCCAUCCCCUCUGCUCGUCCCGCCCAAGCGGCGGCACCUCUCCGCCGCCGCCGCGCAGCUCGCCGACCCGCUCUCCGCCGCAGGGGCGGAGGAAGCGGUGGCGGGCUUCGUCACAGGCAAGCGUAAGGCCACCGAGGUAGCCCACGCGGUGUGGAGGAGUAUCGUUCAGAAAGGAGAUGCAGUGGUUGAUGCCACCUGUGGGAACGGAAAUGAUACGUUUGCUCUGCUUAAGAUGGUGUCCGAUGACACCGGGCGAGGGCGUGUUUACGGGAUGGACAUCCAAGAUUCUGCGAUCGAUAGCACUUCCUCUUUUCUGAAAAUGGCCGUCGACAGUCGCGAGAUGGAGCUAGUCAAGUUGUUUGCAAUGUGUCACAGUAGAAUGGAGGAUAUUGUUCCAAAAGAUUCUCCUGUCAGGCUUGUAGCAUUCAAUCUGGGCUACCUUCCAGGAGGAGAUAAAAAAAUAAUCACAGUACCUGAGACAACUGAGCUGGCACUACAAGCUGCCAGCAGAAUUGUUGGCUCAGGGGGACUCAUAAGUGUCCUUGUCUACAUUGGGCAUCUGGGUGGGAGGGAUGAACUCAAUAUUGUUGAAUCAUUUGCGUCAAGCUUGCCUGCUGAUACAUGGGUGAGCUGCAAGUUUGAAAUGAUUAACAGGCCAGUUGCUCCAGUACUAGUUCUUCUGCACAAGAAAUGAUUGCAGUUCCAGUGAAGCUCUAAAAGUUUGAGACUCCCCGUUCCAGUUCGUGAUGAAUGAAAUGCCACAACGCAUACUGCGAUCCUGAAUUUCUGAUUAUGAUUAUGAGUUACGAGAAGGAAAUUCUGUAAAGGCUACAGUUAGUUUUUUUUGCUACAGUUGGUUGUAACUGAAUGGUUAAGGUGUUCUGGUGAUUGCUCCCAAGGAUUACUCCACGAAAAUAUCGGCACUAAGGUGUUCUGCGUCUGGCUGUUCAUGUGUAAUCCCUGGAUUAACUAUCUUCAGUGAAGUUGCCAGUACUCAAGUACAUGAACCUUGAUGCAA
Molecule: messenger RNA, 1225 nt
Organism: Aegilops tauschii subsp. strangulata
Lineage: Eukaryota; Viridiplantae; Streptophyta; Magnoliopsida; Poales; Poaceae
Product: tRNA (mnm(5)s(2)U34)-methyltransferase, chloroplastic
Source: RefSeq, a predicted model, not a curated record